Messenger RNA from Cheilinus undulatus (humphead wrasse), 3437 nucleotides. RefSeq names its product synaptotagmin-like 4 (gene sytl4). NCBI's taxonomy places the organism in Eukaryota, Metazoa, Chordata, Actinopteri, Labriformes, Labridae. Gene Ontology annotation, molecular function: neurexin family protein binding; small GTPase binding. Gene Ontology annotation, biological process: intracellular protein transport; exocytosis. The transcript is spliced from 19 exons. Gene Ontology annotation, cellular component: exocytic vesicle; plasma membrane. The record is from RefSeq and is a predicted model, not a curated record. The coding region runs from base 649 to 2796 and encodes 715 amino acids.
CUGGUUAAGUAUUGCGUUCAAAAUUACGUAUAACGUUGCUGUUUGCCUUUGAGAAUGGAGCUAAUUAUUAGACUGUUUCAAUGGGUCAAAUUUUCCACAUCUACCUCUCCUGUGGUAAAUAGAGCUUAGGAAAAGCACCUGGCAUGGAAAAAGUGGUGAGUCGCUCCUGUCUGUCAGUCUGCAAACUUUCCUAAUCUUCCGGGACUCCUCCAGUUCACAAAGUCAACAGUUUUGGAGACGGACUCUAGAGGAAGAAGGAGUGGGAGGGAAGGGAUGUUUGUAGCUGAUAAGGAAAGAAGAUUCGGACGCUGUUGCCCGUAUGACGCCAGUCGUGUAGCGGGGUGAAGUCGACUUGAAACAACAGGUUCAGCCCGAAGAGAUGCAGAGUGAUGCCUCUCCUCCCACGACAAGGAAAACAUUUCUAAGGGUCAAGCUCUGUUGGAUUUGUGGUUAGGUAGAUCCCCAUGGGAUAUCCUUUUUGACUGGUGGACUUUCUUGAGGGAGGUGACUCUUAAACUGCCCAUCACUAAAGUUGCUGCAUUGAGGUUUCACUGCGUGGAAGACAACAGGAGAGAAACUUCACUCAGUGGAGAGUUUCUCUGACCUGAGCCAGCAAACCUACGCCAAAGGUUCUUGGUUAAGAUCACAAUGCCACAGCCUGCAGACAUGAUCAAUGUUGGCUUCCUGUCUGAGGCUGAGCAGGAGCUCAUUUUGGAGGUGCUGCGACGGGAUGAAGAGCUGAGACAGGCUGAGGAGCAGCGUGUACGCAAGUUGAAGACAGAGCUGCUUGAUAUGAAGAGAAGAGGUGCCAAACGUGGCAGUGGAAGAUACAGUCAGUACAGUUGUGGCAGAUGCCAGGAACCUCUGAGUCGAUUGUCCAUUUCCUCCAGCCAGUGUAAGACAUGCAACCACAGAGUGUGCCGCAGCUGUCGAACAGUCUCCUCUGAAGGAUCCUGGCAGUGCAGUGUGUGUGCCAAAGAGUCAGAUAUGAAGAAAAUGACAGGUGACUGGUUCUACGACCAAAGAGUGAACCGUUUCUCCACAAUGCCUGGACACGACUUGGUGAGAGUCUCCCUGAAGAAGGACCCCCUGAUGAAGAAGCGUGAGACAACAGGAGAGGUGCUGCUGAGAAGUGCUGAAAUAAAACCAGAUUAUCCCACUCCUGUGCCCCGAGGCAGACAGAAAAAUCAGGCUGAUAACAAAGGCCAUCAAAGUGAUAAUUCAGGAUCAUCAGCUUCAAGGGAGUCAUUUGAAUCAAAGGAGGACGUUGAGUCGAAGCAAAUGCGCAGUGAUACAGAGUCUGCAGAAAAUGCCAGCAUUAUUAGCAGUAAAACUGAGACCGAGUCCGGCCGUGUUACACCUGAGCCUCCAAGGAGAGAGAUCCGAUCACGUCAGUCCAGCCCAGAUGGAGCCAGUGUUUCCAACUUGACCAUCCCAGUGAAAACAAAUAUAGCUAGUGAUGACAGCUCCGGCACAGAAGCUAACACUGUACGAUGUAUUCAGGCCCCAGAAUUAAAACCAGACGGUUCAAGCCCGGAGCUGGAAGUCGAUCGACUCUUUAAGAAGAGCAUCAAACGAGCCCCAAAACCCCCUGAGUCUGUUUCCACAUUGGACCUGCGUGAUGGACGUGGUUCAUCUGAGGUAUCAAUGGGCAACAGGAGCCGCUCUGUACCGGGUCUAGACAUACAGGAAGACGGAGAGGAGGAUGAGGAUAUUGACACUUUGGUUAACUUUCAUAAAAGAACGUUGGCUUCAAGCUCUUCCAGCCUGCAGAGCUCAAGGAACACACUGGGCAGCCUGAUGAGUAUUUACAGUGAAGCAGGAGAUUUUGACAGCGUGGAAGUGAGCGGAGACGUCGUCUUCUCUUUGAGUUACAAUGAAGACACGCAGAGCCUCCAGGUCUUCAUCAAGGAGUGCCACGGGCUGGCUCACGGCGAUGUCGCACGGCAGCUUUCCAACCCGUAUGUCAAGUGUUAUCUCCUGCCUGACAAAUCUCACCACAGCAAAAGGAAAACGAACAUUAAGAGGAACACUGUGAACCCAGUUUACAAUGAAACACUGAAGUACUCCAUCGGACGCGCCCAGCUGUUCACCCGCUCCUUGCUAAUAGCAGUGUGGCAUAAUGGUCGCCUCAGCAGAAACGCCUUCCUGGGUGAGGUGGAGAUCCCUCUGGACAGCAGAGACCUCAGCUCCCCUUACGAGGACUGCAUGGCUCUCAUGCCUAAGGCCUCCUAUGCUGUGCCAGCUUCCUCUUUUGUUCAGUACAAAGGAGAGUUGGUGAUCUCCCUGAAGUACAUCCCGCCUAAAAACCCAACAACUGAGAUCUUUAAAGGAAAAAAGGAGGCAGCAAACGAAGGAGAACUACACGUCCUUAUUAAAGAGGCGAAGAAUUUGAUGCCAGUAAAACCAGGAGGCACCUUAGACAGCUAUGUGAAAGGGUACUUGUUCCCAACUAAGGCAAAAGACACAAAGAGGAAGACUUCAGUGGUAAAGAAGAACCUGAACCCCCACUAUGACCAAACAUUCGUGUACAAGGAUCUGACUCUGGAGCAGCUGAAGGGGAUGUGUCUGGAGCUGACGGUGUGGGACAAAGAAGCAGUGCUGACCAAUGAACUUCUGGGAGGAGUCCGUCUGAGCUCUGGAACCGGCACUGUGAAGAUAGGAAAAGAGGAAGUGGAAAUGGACUCUGUUGGCGAGGAGGUCAGCCUCUGGCAGAAGAUGAUGCAGUACCCUGACUCAUGGGCAGAGGGCACUCUUCCACUGCGCUCCUCUUUGGGGAAGUCAAAGAGCAAAUAAGGACCUGAGAGCAUGGAUCCAUGGGAAAAUACUUGGUGACUAACAAUGGGAGAAACUGUGACUAAUGUGGUAUCAUUUAGAGUCAUUUUUUGAAGGCCUAGAAGUUGGACACUCAAAAAACAGCUGAUUGAGCUGCUGGAAACUAAACACAUGCUCACUCCUGCCUCACUGUGUGGAGCUUAUUAAUGCUUCAGACUGUUGGUGAAAUGUGCCAAAGCUACUCUCUGAACUCUGGAUUUGAUUUUAGAGCAUUGUUGUAGUCAUUUUAUGUUUUUAAAAUUCUGGCCUGGUAUAUGAGCACGAUUUUAAGUCAUGUACAGCACUUAGCACAGACACAUUUUAACCAAUGUUGACCUGUUCUUUAUAACUGUGUACAGAUUUAUACUAAUACAUGGAAAAACACAUCACUUAACACUCCACUCAUGCAUCAAACAAAAUUCGCACAAAUUAAUAUUUUAUUGUAUUUUACAUAAACGCUCUUAUGAAAACUAUAUAUUUAUACAAAAAUUAUAAAACUUUGUCUUUACGUAGAUAUAAAUGUGGAUUUUAACCCUUCAGAGUGUGAGCAGAGUCAUGUUUAACAUAAUGUUUCCUUUAUUCUGUUCACCUAAUAAAACUGAACAAAUGAAAGACAAGUGAUU